UCUAUUGUGUGUGUGUGAGGACGUAAAUUAUUAGAUUGACCUAAAUUGUGGAUUGUGGGUCUAUUUUUUUCUGUUCAAAAAACAUGGAAAUUUUUGUGCCGUCUCUUUCUCUCCCACACGCACACAAUCGCACACCCAAUCAUCAAUGCCUGCAAUAAAAGAAGGGCGCGGGACUGAAAAAACAAAUUUCAGAUUUUCAUGGGGUCCAAUUCAAACUCGAUAACAUUCUCAUGCCCUAGAUAUAGAUCCAUUUUCCCGCCAAAAUUCCAUAUUCCGUCACCGACCCAGAUGCUUAAUCUGUACCAAUUUCAUGUUUAUGUCGUCAAAAUCGUUUAUUGUAUUUGAAUUUUGAAGUGUUUAUCUAUUGCCCUCUGUGUUUUUGAGGGUUUGGAUCUUUAUUUUUUUUUUUUUUGGGAAAAAAAACCAACCAGCGAAUUGCUUUUUAGGGUUUGAAUUCGGAAUCCAUGGCAGGGUGGUCGUGGUUAGCGGAGGAGUCUGCUUUGGAUUGCAACGAAACCCCGAAAGAGGACCCGACGGACGGUUCCUCGGCCGAUCUUGAACCGCCUCCGAAAUCUCCAAAACGGUUCGUUUUUUACGUGCCCGAUAAGCUACGAUGCUGGUUCGAUCAGUUUCUUGGGGGUUUUCUGAAAGAGAUCUGUGCCCAAGACCUGCUCCGGCCUUUGCCUCCGAUGAUCAGUAAUGGGCAGCGGGUGGAUUUGCUCAAACUAUUUUGGGUUGUAAGAAGGCGAGGUGGGUUUCUUGUUCUUUCAGAAAUCGGGGUUUGGGAUUCAGUGGCAGAAGAGUGUGGCUUGGGUUUGAGUCUUGGCUGGGCUGUGAAAUUGGUUUAUGUUAAGUAUUUGUAUUUGCUAGAGAAGUUUAUAGAAAAGAAGGACUUGGAAUGGAGUUUGGCUAGUAGUGAUAUUGAUUUGGGUGAGCAUUUGAUGGCUUUGCAGGAGGAGUUAACAGAGUUCUUCUCAGAUAUGUCUGACCAAAAAUUGAAAGACGGGGGUUACCCGCAUGUUGAAUUGUCAUCUAAGAGUUUUAAAGAUAGUAAUGAGGUGGAAAGUGCAGUAGCAGAUUCGGGUAGGCUCAAGAAAAGUGGUGUUAGUGAGGAAUUUCUAGAUUUGGAUACGAUGAGUGUGGCAAAUGUUUUGAAUGCUGGAAAAUUUGGCAAUGGUAAUGUGCCUUUGUCAGGUUGUGGCAUGAAAUAUUUUGUGGAUUUGACGAAUAGCAUGGAGGAUGAUGACAAUUUGUGUGACAAUAAUGAGGUAAAAAGUGAGAUGGGGGAAUCGGGGAGAGGUAAGAAAAAUUAUGACAUUGGUGAAGAAGUCAUGAUUUUGGAUCCAUCUGCUGUUGAAGAAGUCAUGAUUUUGGAUCCAUCUGCUGUUGAAGAAGCGAACUCUUUCUGUAAAAGGAAGCGAGAGUCAUUCAGUGGAAGUGAGGUGGGGGAAUUGCGUAGAGGGAAGAAAAAUCACAGUAGCGAUGAACAUGUAAUGAUUUUGGAUGCCUCAACGGUUAAAGAAAAGAGUCCUUUUUGCGAAGCAAAGCAAGAAUCACUGUGUAUGCUGAAUUGGGUUAAAAAGAUUGCAAAGGACCCUUGUGAUCCUUCAGUUGGUUCAUUACCAGAGAGGUCAAAGUGGAAGUUCUUCGGGAAGGAGGAGAACUGGAUGCAGGUUUUGCAGGCUCGAGAAGCUAUCUUUCUGAAGAGGAAUGCUGAUUCAGGUCCUGAACAGUCUAACUGGCAGAAGAAUCAGAGGAUGCAUCCAAGCAUGUACGAUGAUAAUUUUGGCUCCGCUUACAAUCUUAGAGAGAGGCUAAGGUUGGAGAAGAAGCUUCUUUCAGACGGGAGAACACCACAAUCAGGACCUUGUUCAGAGUCAUCCUCGGCCAGUGACUUGGACAAAAAUAGUCCUGGCAUGGCAGGGAUGGAGGAUGAGUUGCGAGGAACCAGUGAUUAUUCUCCAAGCCACAUUCCUCUCGGGUCAAAUUAUCAAGCUCAGCUGCCAGAAUGGACUGGUGAGGCUUCUGAAAGUGAAUCAAAGUGGUUGGGGUCCAGGAUUUGGCCAUUGGAAAAACCAAAGCACAGAUAUCUCAUUGAGAGGGAUCCUAUUGGAAAGGGAAGACAAGAAUCUUGCGGAUGCCAAGUGCCAGGUUCUAUAGAAUGCGUCAGAUUUCACAUUUCUGAGAAAAGGUUAAGAGUUAAGCGGGAACUGGGGGCAGCUUUCUACCACUGGGAAUUCAAUCAGAUGGGCGAGGAAGUUGGACUCCCUUGGACAGCAGAAGAAGGAAAGAAGUUCGAGGCCUUAGUAAAGUCAAAUCCUCUAUCUAUUGGAUUGCGUUUUUGGGAUGAGAUAUAUAGGACUUUUACUAAGAAGAGCAGGAGAGAAUUGGUUAGCUACUAUUUCAAUGUCUUUCUCUUGCAGCGUAGAGGAUACCAGAACAGGUUUACUCCAAACAACAUUGAUAGUGAUGAUGAAGAAUUAGAGUCGGAAUCAAUGACUAACGGUUUUGGGAAUGAUGAACACAAGUCAUCAAAAUCAAUCUUAAAAUCCCCACACAAGCCACAUGCAAAACACAGGAAAGAGGCAUCGAGGCCUUUUUGAAAUAGAAAUUAUGCGUGGUAAAGAUGGUCCAUUUUCAGAAGUGAUUUUGAAGCGGUUUAAUGACGAACACGGGCUUGGAAGCGCAGCUGUGGCGAUUCGAAGCAGCAAUGAUGCUCUCUGGGUCUGGUUCGUCUACUUCAUCUUCUGAGAUGCAGGUUUUUAUUUUUAUUUUUGGGGGACGUUUCUUUUAGGUUUUUGACAGCAAAAGCUGAUUGAAAAAGAAGCCUUUGGGAAUGAAUACAGGGAACAGCGAAAGCGGUUAGAUGUAGACCUUAAACAGUGGUCUCAAUCAUAGAACUUGUAAUUGCAAUUGCUGUGGUUUAUGAAAUUGGUUAAUUGAAUGGAUUUUGCUCAGGCAUUUUUGUUUUGGUU
Molecule: messenger RNA, 2975 nt
Organism: Malus domestica (apple)
Lineage: Eukaryota; Viridiplantae; Streptophyta; Magnoliopsida; Rosales; Rosaceae
Product: AT-rich interactive domain-containing protein 1
Molecular function (GO): DNA binding
Source: RefSeq, a predicted model, not a curated record